AUGCAUUUGAAUAAUAUCCAAAAUUCUAAGCCACUUGUCAACAACGCAUAACCAUGGAAACCAGGACAUUCGAUAUCAAGAUUAGUCAACAAAUACACAAAUACCAAUGAUUAAGAAAUCAUGGACAAAAACAGCAAAUUGCUCAGAAAAAUGAUGGAAAUCCAAUAGAGAAAUAGCGCAUUGAAGUAACCUCCAACACAUGGUUCAUUGGAAGCAUUAAGAAGAAGGGAACAAGUCAAGAUAAGCUCAGAGAACUAAACCAUUUUAAAGCGUUUACAAUCGGCUAGUUCAGCCUACUCCAAGAAAACCUGGGUAAAUGAUAUUGAAAGAGUUAAAAAAUAUAGAGACAAUUUACAACGAAGAACAAGAACAAAUGAUGAUUUCAAUAUAUUAGCAGUUUAAGAACAAGUCAAACGCAAUUUUACCAGUUAAUCUUCCUCUAGAAAACUUAAAACAAGUUAAGGACCUAGAACUUAGACAUAUGAGUCAUUAAUUUGA
Molecule: messenger RNA, 498 nt
Organism: Paramecium tetraurelia
Lineage: Eukaryota; Ciliophora; Oligohymenophorea; Peniculida; Parameciidae
Exons: 4
Source: RefSeq, a predicted model, not a curated record